UAGAUAGAACCCCGUCCGCUGCUGCUCCUCGCACCGGGGAAUCCACAGUAACGGUGAUUUCGAAUUCCGAAGACAGCAGUCGGCGGAAGAAGAAUAAGAGCGUUAACGGAGUUGAUUUCUGCGCCACCUACUCCUCUUCUCUCCUAAAGCCCUCGUAGGGCUUCUCCGCAGUGGCAUUGCCCUUUCCUGAGUCUGCAGGCCCGACGCCUCUCUUAGAUUCCUUCGUUUCUGGAACCGGCGCACCCAAUGCCAAAAAUUUUCGGGUUCUCCCGCCGCCGGACGAAACUAGGGAGGUUGAAGGUACAUCUCGCUGACCCUGUGCAGGGGACUAGGAGUCCCAUCCGACCAUCCAAGCGGCACAGCCAGUCCAACGAAGAGAAUGAGGUGCUGCCAUCAUCAAGUGGUCGUUCUGAUGACCAUAAUUGCCAUUGCUCUUCCCGCACAUUUGAUCUGCAUAAGUGCAGUGUGGAUAGUUCAGAGAACUGGAAAGUGUUGCCAACCUAUGGGAACAAACCCACUCCUCGUUUCCAUCAUGCAGCUGCAAUUGUUGGAAGCAAAAUGGUGGUUGUUGGUGGUGACUCCAGCCAUGGUGUAUUGGAUGACACUCUGAUACUUAGUUUAGACACACUUACUUGGGCCACUGCCACCUCUAAUGUUUACUCAUCUCCUGGUGGGGUUUCGUUGAAAAUCCCUGCAUGCAGAGGUCACGCCCUGGUCUCAUGGGGAAAAUCUGCUCUCCUUGUUGGGGGGAAAACUGAACCUCCGAGUGACAAGUUGUCAGUGUGGUCUUUCAAUGUAGAAACAGAGUGCUGGUCGCACAUAGAGGCAAAGGGAAACAUUCCGGUUGCUCGUAGUGGCCAUACCGUACUCAGAGCAGGCACUGUCUUAAUCCUUUUUGGGGGCGAGGAUGUGAAAGGAAGAAAACUAAACGAUCUUUUUAUGUUUGAUUUAAAGUCUUUAUCUUGGCUUCCUUUACAUUAUAAGGGGACAGGACCUUCUGCAAGAUCAAAUCAUGUAGCUGCCCUUCAUGAGGAUAAGUUGCUCUUUGUAUUUGGAGGACAAUCAAAGUCUAGGAUUCUCAAUGAUCUCUAUUCUCUAGAUUUUGAAACAAUGAUAUGGUCAAGAAUAAAGGUCCGUGGUCAUCACCCUUCACCUCGAGCAGGUUCUUGUGGUGCUCUAUGUGGAACUAAAUGGUAUAUCACAGGGGGUGGAAGCAAGAGAAAAAGACAUGCUGAAACCCUGGUCUUUGAUGUUCUAAAAUUAGAGUGGUCCGCAUCUGUUGUGUCGCCCACUGUUUCUAUUACCACCAAUAGAGGCUUUAGCUUGCUUCCCGUUCAUCACAAAGACAAAUCAUUUCUCUUAGCUUUUGGAGGAUACAAGAAAGAGUCAUCAAAUCAGGUUGAAAUAUUAUUCUUGGUUACUAAUAAAUGCUCAAUGAGCUGGCGAUCUGCCCCAGAAACAGAAUUAUUACCAUAUGAAGAAUGUGCUGCGAAUAUCAGGGAGCUUGGUGCCCACCUAAAGGCAGUUUCUUCCCCAGCUUCUGUCAAUCCUGUUGCUAGGCAUAGUCUAGCAUCUGCACUAGAGCAGCAAAUAUCUGGUAGAAAAUCCAUUUCUGAUGAUCCUUCAGUAUCCAAUCUUUGCAAGCAAUGUCAUCAAGAUCAAGAUUAUGGUUUAGCUGCUAAAUCCCAAAAACCUCUGGAGGAUGAAAAAUAUGAAACUGAUGACCAGUUAGUGCUUCAUAAUACUUCAUCACAGAGGAGCAAAAGGCAAGAAGCUGAAAUAAAGAUGGACAUUGCUGGAAUUUUAGCUAGCACAGAAGAAAUGCAUGCUGAAUCAGAAGGUUCAAAUGUGGACCGUGUUCUACCUAUUGAGACAGAUGGAAGAUCAGUUUUGACAAAUCCUUCCAACAUAUAUCAACUAUAUGAAACUAAAAUAGCAAGCUUGACUAGGAAGAAUGUCCUACUCGAAGAACAGUUGAAAGCUGCUUUGACAUGCCGAGAGGCUGCUGAGAAGAACUUAUCUUCUGCCGUCAAGAGUAAGCAAGAGGUAGAGACAAAACUAGCUGACACUGUCAAGGAAGUUGAGCUGCUGAAGGAGAAGCUGGCUGGUGUAGAGCUAGCUCAAGAAGAGGCUAAUAGUCUCUCAAAUAUUGUCCAUUCCCACAACGUGAGGCUUGAGCAUGAUGUAGCAUUUUUAAAAGCGAUCCUGGAUGACACACAAAAGGAGCUAUACUCAACGCGUGGAGUUUUAGCCGGCGAAAGGGCAAGAGCAUUUCAACUUCAGGUGGAGGUGUUUCAUCUCAAGCAAAGAUUGCAGUCCUUGGAGAACAGGGCCCCAACACCCAGGAAACCUAUCCAAAUGUAGGGUAUGAUGUUCUCAAUUGUUUCAGAGUGUGAAAUCAUUUGUGGUAUUUUGGUUAGCCAUAUAUUUUGCAGUUGCAAUGAUGUUCUCAAGCAAAGAAUGCAGUCCUUCGAGAACAGGGCCCCCACGUCCACAGAACCUAUCCAAAUGUAGGGUAUGAUGUCGUCGAUCGUUUCUGAGUGCAAAAUCAUUUGUGGUAUUUUGGAAUUUGGAUAGCCAUUUAUUUUGCAGUUCCUAAGAUUAUGUUUUUGUAUAUACAGAGAACUCGUAAUAACCCCUUGGGUACACUAAGCUUAAUUAUGACAGUGCAGUGUAAUAUCUUGCUGGUUUGACAAACCAUUAAUCAUGUCAUUGGGUUAUCAAA
Musa acuminata AAA Group (dessert banana) is the source of this 2725-nucleotide messenger RNA. Its product is annotated as acyl-CoA-binding domain-containing protein 4. The coding region runs from base 247 to 2364 and encodes 705 amino acids. The record is from RefSeq and is a predicted model, not a curated record. The transcript has 17 exons. Gene Ontology annotation, molecular function: protein binding. NCBI's taxonomy places the organism in Eukaryota, Viridiplantae, Streptophyta, Magnoliopsida, Zingiberales, Musaceae.